This is a messenger RNA of Cucurbita pepo subsp. pepo (vegetable marrow), 1767 nucleotides long. RefSeq names its product cytochrome P450 734A1. The record is from RefSeq and is a predicted model, not a curated record. NCBI's taxonomy places the organism in Eukaryota, Viridiplantae, Streptophyta, Magnoliopsida, Cucurbitales, Cucurbitaceae. Gene Ontology annotation, biological process: brassinosteroid metabolic process; brassinosteroid homeostasis. Gene Ontology annotation, molecular function: heme binding; iron ion binding; oxidoreductase activity, acting on paired donors, with incorporation or reduction of molecular oxygen.
CCUUAGCCAAAUAAGGCAACCAAAAUAUCACCCAAUGAACCACACUCCACCGCCGCCGUUGGACUCAAUCAAGAUCCCUUUCCUAUGCGCCCUCCUCUUCAUACUUGCUGUCAAGAUGGCCGUGGCCUUGUGGUGGAAGCCCAGAAGGAUAGAAGCACACUUUCUCCGCCAAGGAAUUCGCGGCCCUCCUUAUCGUUUCUUCAUCGGUAACUUCAAAGAACUCGACUCUAUGAUGCUCGCCGCUACCUCCCGUCCGAUGCCCAAUUUCUCCCACAAUAUUCUCCCCCGCGUCCUCUCUUUUUACCAUCAUUGGAAGAAAAUUUACGGCUCCACAUUUCUGAUCUGGUUCGGACCCAUUGUUCGAGUGGCGGUGUCCGACCCGGACAUGAUCCGAGACAUCUUGACUACCAACUCAGAAUUCUACGAGAAAAACGAAGCGCACCCUCUCAUCAAAAAGCUCGAAGGCGACGGCCUCCUUACUCUAAAGGAUCAGAAAUGGGCUCUCCAUCGCAAGAUCAUCUCCCCCGUAUUCAACAUGGAGAAUCUCAAGUUGUUGAUUCCGGUGGUGGAGGAAAGUGUGGUGGAUAUGGUGGAGAAAUGGUCGGCCAUGGCAGGCGGCGCCGCCUCGGACGAGGUGGAAAUUGAUGUUUUUGAUUGGUUCCAAACGCUAGCUGAAGAUGUGGUGACGAAGACAGUGUUUGGAAGUAGCUAUGAAGAUGGUAAAGCCAUUUUCAAGCUUCAAACACAACAAAUGAUAUUAGCUUCCGAAGCUUUCCAAAAGGUCUUCAUUCCUGGUUACAGAUUUUUGCCGACAAGAACCAAUAUUAAUUCGUGGAAAUUAGACAAGGAAAUAAGAAAAUCAUUGAUGAAAUUGAUCGAGGGUCGAAAAGGGAAUUCACAGAAAAUUUGGGCAAUGGAUGAAAAAGCACCAAAAGAUUUAUUAGGGCUCAUGAUUCAAGCUUCCAACUCAUCAUCAUCAUCAUCAUCAUCUUCUUCUUCAUUACACACUAAUAUUUCCGUCCACGACAUCGUUGAAGAGUGCAAAACCUUCUUCUUUGCUGGCAAACAGACCACUUCCAAUCUGCUGACGUGGACUACUGUCUUGCUAGCAAUGCAUCCACAGUGGCAAAUUCAGGCACGUGACGAGGUUCUUAGCGUGUGCGGUCCACGUGCUCUCCCCUCCAGAGAUGACCUUUCUAAGUUCAAGAUCCUGAGCAUGAUACUGAACGAGUCCUUACGAUUGUACCCUCCGACGGUGGCUACGAUUCGACGUGCAAAGACAGUUGUCGAGCUAAGAGGGCGGAUGAUCCCACGUGGGACAGAGUUCUUAAUCCCAAUUCUAGCGGUUCAUCAUGAUCAAAAUAUUUGGGGGAACGAUGCGAGCGAGUUCAAUCCAGGGCGAUUCUCAGAAGGUGUGGGUCACGCUGGAAACCAUCCAGCCGGGUUCAUUCCAUUUGGACAUGGUCUUCGUGCUUGCAUUGGCAAGAACUUGGCUCUUCUGCAAGCAAAGUUGGCAAUAGCAAUCAUAGUUCAAAGAUUCUCAUUUCGAUUGGCUCCUUCUUAUCAGCAUGCACCAACGGUGUUGAUGCUUUUGUAUCCGCAAUACGGAGCUCCGAUUGUUUUUCGAAAGAUAGAGACCCCAAGGGACUAAGGAUGGAAGAGGGUUUGGGUAGCUAUUUGAUCCUUGUCCUUGGUACACUAACCCCACAGUGUUUGCAAGUUUAUUAUGAAUAUGUAUGAGUAAAAUGGCUAACAUAUUGGUGUCCA